GAGAGAGACACGGUAAGUACCAAGGUCCUGAGGGAUAGGAGGGUAGAUAUACCUCAGUGUCUGCUAUAAAAACUACCAGCGCAUGGACCUGCAGAGACAAAGUAACAAUAACAGCCACUUGUGCUCCGAUACAGAUCUCCUAGAGUAGAUCACCUGUGAAAGACAAUAUUUAGGAACAGAACAGCAGCAGACCAACAGCAGACUUACAAAGGGUCAGGAGGGUGUUGAAGUCUAUUUAGAUGCUGACGAGGACCCAGACAAGCUGAACAGAGACAGACGUUCCCAUUUGAGAAAACUCUACAAUGACAGCUGCAGCUCAGGAACUGGACAAGCUAUGUUUCCUCUCAGCCCAGUCCAUGUCCACUCUGGAGACCUCCAACCACUUCCAGAUGGUCAAGCUGCUGGGAGAGGGAUCCUACGGCAAGGUCAUGCUGGCCGUCCACAAGAAGAGAGGCACUCCCAUGGCUCUGAAGUUCUUCCCCCGCCAGUCCACAUCCCUCUUCUCUUUCCUGCGUGAAUACAACCUCUCCCUUUCUUAUUGCACUCAUCCCUCUCUCACCCGGGCCUUGGGUAUCUUCUUUUCCACCCCCUGCUACUACGUCUUCGCCCAGCAGGCUGGUCUCUAUGGAGACCUCUACAGUGUCAUCGUGUCAGAGGUGGGUGUAGAUGAAGAGUGUGUCCAGAGGGUGAUGUCUCAGCUGAGUGGUGCCGUCUCACACCUCCACUCCAUAGGCUUCGUCCACCGGGACAUCAAACCAGAGAAAAUCUUCCUGUGUGACCGCACCUGUCGCUGGGUCAAACUGGGUGACUUCGGCCUGGCCCGCCCCACUGGCUGCACUAUCCGUGCCGUCUGGUACGACUCACCCUUCUGCACACCUGAGGUGGAGCAGGCCAAAGAGUCUGAGAAAGUGAGGGAGCAGAGAGAGGAGGACAGAGAGGAGGAGGAGAACAUUUGGAUCACAGUGGAGACCACUAUAGACAGCUGGGCCCUGGGCGUGCUGGUCUACUGCCUGCUGACGGGAUGCUUUCCCUGGGAAGAGACCACGCACAACGACCCCGCCUACAGGAGGUACAAGGAGUGGUACGACCGCGAGAUGGAGAGGGAGGAAAGGAGCGAGGGACUGAGAGGGGAGCAGGAAGUAAUUUGGUGUGAAGGUGAAAGGGAAAAGGACAAUAUCCUGAGCCUGGAGAUGAAUCAGAAGUCGAACCCUGUGGCCCCACAGUUUGAAGGCUUCAGCCCACUGUUGAUGUCUCUUUUCAGGGAGCUGCUUAACCCACAGCCCAGGCUUCGAGGAGGCCCUGACGAGAUCCUCAGCUACCUGGGUGGGCCCUGGUUGAUGGAGACGGAGAGAGAGGAGAAGAGGAAAGCAGAGGAGGUAGAGAAGGAGGCCAGGAAAAUAAGAGAGGCAGGAACGGUGGAGGAAGGGAGGGAGAGGGAGGGAAGAGGGGAGAGAUAA
Molecule: messenger RNA, 1457 nt
Organism: Oncorhynchus masou masou (cherry salmon)
Lineage: Eukaryota; Metazoa; Chordata; Actinopteri; Salmoniformes; Salmonidae
Product: serine/threonine-protein kinase SBK2-like
Exons: 4
Coding region: 303-1457 (384 amino acids)
Biological process (GO): peptidyl-serine phosphorylation; peptidyl-threonine phosphorylation
Molecular function (GO): ATP binding; protein serine/threonine kinase activity
Source: RefSeq, a predicted model, not a curated record